Photinus pyralis (common eastern firefly) is the source of this 2309-nucleotide messenger RNA. RefSeq names its product sodium-coupled monocarboxylate transporter 2-like. The transcript has 7 exons. Gene Ontology annotation, molecular function: symporter activity. The record is from RefSeq and is a predicted model, not a curated record. Bases 318 to 2060 code for a protein of 580 amino acids. NCBI's taxonomy places the organism in Eukaryota, Metazoa, Arthropoda, Insecta, Coleoptera, Lampyridae. Gene Ontology annotation, cellular component: membrane. Gene Ontology annotation, biological process: transmembrane transport; sodium ion transport.
CUGUUCUUCAGGUCACUAGGUUACUCUGGCUUAUAGUUUAAAAACUAUCAGGAGAACAUAAUAUGGUCUGACGUGCAGCUUGUUUAAAACCUAAAAGAAUUCGCUAGAAUCGUAAACCGUGUCGACAAAGGAACAGGAGAACACGCAACCUAUUUUAUCUCAAAAAAUGGCCACAGGCGCCGAGAAGAUGACGCAAAUCUAAGCAAAUAAGGAAAAUAAACCAAGGAAGGCCGACCGUCACCUAAUCAAAUUUAUGGCGCUGAUACGGAGCGAAAUGUGACAAAGGCAAACAGUAGCGCUACGACCCGGAUGAGAAGAUGAGCCAGCCGUUCUUCUCCUGGGCCGACUACGCCUUCUUCUCGGUGACAAUCUGCACCAGCCUGCUGAUAGGCGUCUACUACGGAUGCUUCGGUACGAAACAGAAGACCAAGGAGGAGUACCUCCACGGCGGCAAGCGGAUGAGGUCGUUUCCGGUCGGGAUGUCUCUGGCGGCGAGUCACCUUUCAGGUAUAACGAUGCUGGGAGUACCGGCGGAAAUCUACCUGUACGGCACGCAGUACGCGAUAUGUCCGAUAACCGUGGUGCUGCUUAUGGUCACGAUCGUCUACGUCUACCUGCCGGUCUUCUACAAGUUGCAGCUGCCCAGCAGCUACGAGUAUUUAAAGUUGCGCUUCGGGCACGAGCUUCGGACUUUCGCCUCGUGCCUUUACGUUCUCUCGGCGAUUCUCCACGUGCCUAUCGUGAUUUACAUUCCGUCACUGGCGCUAACCCAAGUGACUGGUUUAAAUCUGUACGUAGUCAGCACGCUCAUCUGCUUGGUGUGCAUCUUCUAUACGACUCUGGGCGGGCUCAGGGCUGUGGUGCUCUCCGACACCAUCCAGCUGAGUAUUACGAUCAGCACGAUGCUGAUCGUAAUCGGGAUCGGCACGUACAUGUCCGGGGGAUUCGUGAAGAUCUGGAGCGACGCGAGUGAUCGCGAUCGAAUCGAGCUGUUCAACAUGAACUUCAAUCCGACGGUGAGGCAGACAUUUUGGGGGGUCGCGAUAGGAAUGUGGGCGACUUUCGUCGGGAAUUUAGGCGUGAAUCCGUCCUCAGUACAGCGAUUCUUGUCUCUGCCCACGUAUACCGCCGUAAAACGGGCGGCCAUUGUGUUUGGGGUGGGAACUGCUAUCACGAAGGUGGCCAGUUGCUGGAUUGGUCUCAUUCUCUUUGCGACGUAUAUGGAUUGCGACCCCUUCUCCCUGGGGAAGAUUAACAGGGUUGACCAGAUGCUUCCCUACUACCUACUGGACGUGGGGCGUAUCAAGGGGCUUCCCGGACUCUUCGUCGCUGGCGUCUGCGGAACCGCGCUCAGCUCAAUGUCCACCUCCAUCAAUACGCUAUCACUAACAGUCUACGAAGACUUCCUCAGGUCUAGACUUCCCAGUCACAUCUCCACCAGGACGACCAAUCGGAUACUCAAGGUAAUCGUGGUGAUCAGCGGGCUGCUGUGUUUGGGGCUGAUAUUCGUCAUUGAAAAGCUGGGCGGAGUGGUUCAGAUCUCCUUGAGUUUCCAUGCGGUGACCCACGGACCUCUUCUGGGCCUCAUCUCCUUGGGAAUGCUAUUUCCAAUCGUAAAUAAGAAGGGGGCCCUCUGGGGAGGAAUCGUUUCGUCAGUUCUUACCGCCAUGCUCGUCUUCGGCGCCCAGGCCUACAUUUUCAUGGGGAGGGUCAAGCACGCGUAUAAACCGAUGUCGACGGAACACUGCGACGCCAACAUCACCAUCAUAUCGAACCCCUCGGAGGCGGAUCCCGAGAAACCGCCGCUCAUAUUCCAGAUAUCGUUCUACUUCUACACGCUGAUCAGCGUAACGAUCGCCAUCGUCGUGGGUGUUUUAGUCGGCUGGUGGACGAGGACGAAGGACGAUCCGAAGGUGGAGCGCGACCUGUUAAGUCCGGUAAUCUACCGCUUCCUUUCGCGUGAAAAUUCGGCGCAGCAAGAGCUCGCCACUUACGAAUCGGUCGAAAAGGCGCUGGCGAAUGUAACCAGUGGUGCAGACGAGGAGAAGGUCAAUAAAUGAGAUUAUAUUGUAAUAGGAAAUUUAGAUGACAACAGAUCCCACGUUUUAUGUGUCCCUGAUACAAACUUAUCUAUUAAAAAAUUCCGUAUCAGGGUUGCAGAAACGUAUGUGUAAUAUAUUGUAAAUCACCGCCAUUUUCCACAGAAUUGUCAUAUCACUAUUAUGUUCUCCCGAUACUAAUUUUGUUAUAAAAAUUCUGUUAUCCUGCUGUAAUUUUUUUCAAUCUCUAAUAGACGUAAUAUUAAUUCA